AUGGCCCUCCAUCAGUUCGAUUACCUCUUCGCCCUUGGCACUAUCUUUGCCUUCCUCGAUGCAUACAACAUCGGUGCUAACGAUGUCGCCAACUCAUGGGCGACCUCGGUGUCGUCUCGCUCGUUGCAGUACUGGCAGGCCAUGGUUCUGGCCACUAUCAUGGAAUUCAGUGGAAGUAUUGGUGUAGGUGCUCGUGUUGCAGAUACCAUCCGAACAAAGAUCGUCGACGUCAAGGCCUUCGAGGAGAAUCCUGCCCUGCUGAUGCUGGGUAUGGUCUGCGCUGUCACGGCUUCCUCCAUCUACCUCACCGUCGCAACCCGUUUCGGUAUGCCGGUCUCGACCACUCACUCCAUCAUGGGCGGUGUGAUCGGUAUGGGCAUUGCUGCUCUGGGAUCCGAUGGCAUCAAGUGGUGGGGAGGAGACAUCAACUCGGGUGUCGUCCAGGUCUUCCUUGCCUGGAUCAUUGCGCCUCUUCUGUCCGGUGCCUUUGGUGCCAUCAUCUUCCUCUUCACCAAGUACGGAGUCAUGGAGCGUAAGAACUCGGUUAUGAAGGCUUUCAUCUCCAUCCCCAUUUACUUUGGCAUCACCUCUGCUUUGCUCACCAUGCUUAUCGUGUGGAAGGGUGGUUCCAGCAGAAUCAGCCUCACUGAUUCGGAAACCACCGGUGUGAUCAUCGGCGUUGGUGCUGCCGUCGCGCUGCUUGUUGCCGUCUUCUUCCUCCCUUGGCUCUACAGGAGGUUGAUCAAGGAGGAUUGGCAGCUGAAGUGGUACCACCUCUUCAUGGGUCCUCUUGUGCUGCGUCGCGGCGAGGUGCCCCCUGCCCCUGAGGGCUACAAGACCGUGCAGGACUACUACAAGGGCCACAAGACCCUAGAGGAGCUGGAGCGCGAACGUGCUAACAUUGAGAGAGCCGGGCCUUCCGACGAGGAGAGCGAGCCUGCUGUGAGCGAGGAAGGCAAGGAAGGCCAGGUUGUUGCUGCUUCUGCCGAGGUCGAAGAGCCCAAGUUUACGUUCAUCGGGCCUCGUCCUGAAGGUGCCGCCUUCAGCCCCGCCGUCCUCUUCUGGCAGUUCCGUCGCUUCUUCUUCCGCGGUAUCGAGCAGGAUGUUGUCAGUCUGCAGAAGAAGCGAGACAUUCUCACUGGUGACUUGGAGAUGGUCCACGCCCAUGCGCGCCAUUACGACAACAAGGCCGAAUACAUGUACUCCUUCCUCCAGGUCAUGACUGCUUCUACUGCGUCUUUCACACACGGUGCCAACGAUGUCUCCAACGCCGUUGGUCCUUAUGCCACCAUUUACUAUGUCUGGUCGACCAACGAACUCAAGUCUAAGAGUCCUGUUCCAUACUGGAUCCUGGCUUUCGGAGGUGCCGCCAUCGUGAUCGGUCUGUGGACCUACGGCUACAACAUCAUGCGCAACCUGGGUAACCGAAUCACUCUGCACUCUCCAUCCCGCGGUUUCUCCAUGGAGCUGGGGUCUGCCAUUACCGUCAUCAUGGCCACCAGACUGAAGCUCCCCGUCUCCACCACUCAGUGUAUCUCUGGUGCCACAGUCGGUGUGGGUCUGUGCAAUGGCACCUGGAGAACCAUCAACUGGCGCAUGAUCGCAUGGAUCUACUUUGGCUGGAUUAUUACCCUCCCUGUCUCUGGAAUUAUUUCCGGAUGCCUCAUGGGCAUCAUCAUCAAUGCCCCUCGCUGGGGAUUGACCUACUAA
This is a messenger RNA of Aspergillus fischeri NRRL 181, 1710 nucleotides long. Its product is annotated as inorganic phosphate transporter. The record is from RefSeq and is a predicted model, not a curated record. Bases 1 to 1710 code for a protein of 569 amino acids. Gene Ontology annotation, cellular component: membrane. The transcript has 6 exons. Gene Ontology annotation, biological process: phosphate ion transmembrane transport. Lineage: Eukaryota; Fungi; Ascomycota; Eurotiomycetes; Eurotiales; Aspergillaceae.